Messenger RNA from Neogale vison (American mink), 4765 nucleotides. RefSeq names its product DENN domain containing 1A (gene DENND1A). Bases 246 to 3524 code for a protein of 1092 amino acids. NCBI's taxonomy places the organism in Eukaryota, Metazoa, Chordata, Mammalia, Carnivora, Mustelidae. The transcript is spliced from 24 exons. Gene Ontology annotation, biological process: endocytosis; endocytic recycling. The record is from RefSeq and is a predicted model, not a curated record. Gene Ontology annotation, cellular component: cytosol; clathrin-coated vesicle. Gene Ontology annotation, molecular function: phosphatidylinositol phosphate binding; guanyl-nucleotide exchange factor activity.
CCAAUUACUUACUUUUUCUAAAGAGUGCUUUUUUUUUUUUUGUUCAUGUUCAUCUAAACGAACAUUGUCUAGCUUCAAACCAAGCACCUACUUGGCAGGGAAAGAAAAGGUCACCAGUGUGCAGGUAGCACCCUGGAAAGCUCCUGAACUUUAAACCUGAGCAGACCUUUAUCUAGAGGGAUAAAAGGAGCAGUGGAAACUGGCAAUCUUCGACAGGCAGAACCCAGAGACCACGUUUGAAGUCUAUGUUGAAGUGGCCUAUCCGAGGACGGGUGGCACUCUUGCAGAUCCUGAGGUGCAGAGGCAAUUCCCGGAGGACUACAGUGACCAGCCUCACAGUGAGCCAAGUUGGCCAGAACUUCACGUUCGUGCUCACUGACAUUGACAGCAAACAGAGAUUCGGGUUCUGCCGCUUAUCUUCAGGAGCGAAGAGCUGCUUCUGUAUCUUAAGCUAUCUUCCCUGGUUCGAAGUAUUUUAUAAGCUGCUUAACAUCUUGGCGGAUUAUACAACAAAAGGCCAGGAGAAUCAGUGGAAUGAGCUUCUUGAAACUCUGCACAAACUUCCCAUUCCCGACCCAGGAGUGUCUGUUCAUCUCAGCGUGCAUUCUUAUUUUACUGUGCCUGAUACUAGAGAACUUCCCAGCAUACCCGAGAAUAGAAAUCUGACAGAAUAUUUUGUAGCCGUGGAUGUAAACAACAUGUUACAUCUGUAUGCCAGUAUGCUGUAUGAACGCCGGAUUCUCAUCGUCUGCAGCAAACUCAGUACUCUGACCGCCUGCAUCCAUGGGGCCGCCGCCAUGCUGUACCCCAUGUUCUGGCAACACGUGUACAUCCCCGUCCUGCCUCCACACCUGUUGGACUACUGCUGUGCUCCCAUGCCCUACCUCAUAGGAAUCCAUUUAAGUUUAAUGGAGAAAGUCAGAAACAUGGCCCUAGAUGAUGUCGUGAUCCUCAACGUGGACACCAACACCCUGGAAACUCCCUUUGAUGACCUUCAGAGCCUCCCAAAUGAUGUGAUCUCUUCUCUGAAGAACCGGCUAAAGAAGGUGUCCACAGCCACUGGCGAUGGCGUGGCCAGGGCCUUCCUCAAGGCCCAGGCGGCUUUCUUCGGCAGCUACCGAAAUGCUCUGAAAAUUGAGCCGGAGGAGCCAAUCACCUUCUGUGAGGAAGCCUUCGUGUCCCACUAUCGCUCGGGAGCCAUGAGGCAGUUCCUGCAGAAUGCCACCCAGCUACAGCUCUUCAAGCAGUUUAUAGAUGGUAGACUGGACCUUCUCAAUUCCGGCGAAGGUUUCAGUGACGUUUUCGAAGAGGAGAUCAGCAUGGGCGAGUACGCUGGCAGCGAUAAACUCUACCAUCAGUGGCUCUCCACAGUCCGGAAAGGAAGCGGAGCAAUUCUGAAUACCGUGAAAACGAAAGCGAACCCGGCCAUGAAGACGGUCUAUAAAUUUGCAAAAGAUCAUGCAAAAAUGGGAAUAAAAGAGGUGAAAAACCGCUUGAAGCAAAAGGACAUCACCGAGAAUGGCUGUGCCCCCACUGCGGAAGAGCAGCUGCCGAAGACCGUGCCGUCUCCGCUGGUGGAGGCCAAGGACGCGAAGCUCCGAGAAGACCGGAGGCCAAUCACAGUCCACUUCGGACAGGCCUGCGCCAGAGCAGCUCGGAAUCCAGCUCCCUGCCAGGAAGAUAUUGAGCCCAGCAGGACAAGAGCAGGAAAUCUGAUUCAGCGAGACCAGAGGAGGCAUUUUCUCAGAUUAGAAUUCUCUGUGCCAAAGCCACAAAGACUCCGUCCCACCCGCCCGCCGCCGCCCAAGAUACAGCGCUCGAGGCCCGUACGUCCGCCCCGUCCGCACGUCGUAAAGAGACCGAAAAGCAACAUCACAGUGGAAGGCCGGAGGACUUCUAUCUCAAGCCCUGAGCACCUGGUAAAGCCCUUGCGACACUAUGCGGUCUUCCUGUCCGAAGACUCCUCUGACGAUGAAUGCCAGCGGCAAGAGGGCCCGAGCUCUGGCUUCACCGAAAGCUUUUUCUUCUCCGCUCCCUUUGAAUGGCCUCAACCCUACCGGACGCUCAAGGAAUCAGACAGCGCGGAAGGUGACGAGGCAGAGAGCCCAGAGCAACGAGCGCGGAAGCCCACGAACCCUGCCCCGGCUCCGCCUGACCGGGCCGCCAGCAUCGACCUUCUGGAAGACGUCUUCAACAACCUGGACAUGGAGGUCCCACUGCAGCCACUGGGCCAGGCCAAGAGCUUGGAGGACCUUCGGACCCCCAAAGACCUGAGGGAGCAAACGGGAACCUUCGACUAUCAGAGGCUGGACCUGAGCAGGAGCGACAGGAGCCGUGGGAUGCCGCUGGCCUUGAAGCUCACCCACCCGUACAACAAGCUCUGGAGCCUGGGCCAGGAUGACAUGGCCAUCCCCAGCAAGCCCCCGGCCGCCUCCCCCGAGAAGCCCUCGGUCCUGCUUGGGAACUCCCUGGCUCUGCCCCGCAUGCUGCCGACCCGGGACAGCAUCCUGAACCCCAGUGACAAGGAGGAGGCACCCGCCCCCACUCCGGGCAGCAUCACCAUUCCCCGGCCCCAGGGCAGGAAGACCCCAGAGCUGGGCAUCGUGCCUCCACCCCCCACCGCCCGCCCAGCCAAACUUCAGGCUGCCAGCGCCGCGCUCGGGGACUUCUCCUCAGAGCGGCUACAGGCUGAGCAGGAAAGGCGAGCGCCCCGGAGCCCAGCCCCGUUCCCUGGGCUCCUCCCCAGUGCUACCCCACAAGGACCCACCGAACUGCUCCAGCCGCUCAGUCUGGCCCCCGGGGCCACGGGCUCGGGCAGUGACGCCCUGCUGGCCCUCCUGGACCCACUAAACACAGCCUGGUCAGGGAGCCCUCUUUCGCCGCGCCCUUCAGCCCCGAGUGUAGCCCCCUCAUUCACUUCCCAGUUCAGCUUCCCACCAGCGGGGACCCCCACCCCGUUUCCACAGCCAUCACUCAAUCCCUUUAUCUCCUCUGUGCCUGCGGCGCUGCCUGCCGUGCCCCUGGUCUCCACAGCGGCCGGGCCUUUUGGGGCCCCUCCUGCUUCCCUGGGGCCCGCUUUUGCCCCCAGCCUCCUGCUGUCCAGUUCUGGCUUCUGUGUCCCACACAGAUCUCAGCCCAACCUAUCUGCCCUGUCCAUGCCUAACCUCUUCGGCCAGAUGCCCUUGGGUGCCCCCGCCAGUCCCUUGCAGCCCCUGGGCCCCCCAAUGGUCGCCCCGUCAAGGAUCCGAACCUUGCCCCUGGCCCGCUCAAGCGCCAGGGCUGCCGAGGCCAAGCAGGGGCUGGCCCUGAGGCCCGGAGACCCCCCACUCCUCCCUCCCAGGCCCCCGCAGGGCCUGGAGCCAGCACCACAGCCCUCUGCUCCUCGGGAGGCCAAAGACCCCUUUGAGGAUUUGUUACGGAAGACCAGGCAAGAUGUGAGCCCGGCCCCGGCCCCUGCCCCGGCCCCGGCCCCGGCCCCGGGCUCCGUAGAGCAGCUCAGGAAGCAGUGGGAGACCUUCGAGUGAGCUGGUCGCUGGGAGAGGGCGAGCAGGGCCCCUGCGCUGCACUGCGGGCCACGUGCUCCCGGGCUAGCCGGCCCUGCUUCCCCUGCUGCUCUGUUUCUGCCCAGGUUCUACUGGUGGGAAGGGAUGGGACCCCUCUCUGCCGCCCCUCCUCCCCUGCACACCACCCAUCUCCGAGGUCUGGCUGCUAGAGAAUGGUGCCAGUUCUGGCCUGGGAAUGGGCCCAGCCCCUGGGCACCCCCCAACCCUGCCGCCACCCUUCCCCUGCACCCCGAUUAGGUUUUGCACUAAAGCGGUCAGCUGGGCAAAUGACUGUCCCAGACCCAGCCCCACCCGCCUUCCCCCUGGAAACCAGGAGCCCGAGGCUCCACAAGGCCUCUCCUCCCCAGCCCUGUUGGCCCACCGGCAGCCCGGCCUGCGCACCCCACCAAGACCAGCACAGGAGGCCACGUGGGAGCCUCGCGUGAGCGUGUCUGCACCAGACUCGUGUGGUUUGGGAGUUGGAAGUAAGGAGAAUCAGCCUUAGGACGGGGCAUUUCCAAACCCUCUAGCAAUACGCACACUUGUUCUCUCGUCAGUCUUCACCCCAGCCCUCAACCUUCAGUUCUUUCUGGCUUGGUAGGGAUUUGGGGCUGAGGGGUCCUUGGGAACCCUCUUGAGAGCCAAACACAGCCGGGCAGCCGGCCCUGGCUGGGGGCUGGGGGCUGGAGGCUGGGAGCACCAGCAACUCGGAUUUGUAGGAGAAAAAACAGCAGCAGGUAAAUCGAGUGCACUAGGAGGAGGCAGGCCGCCGUCCUGUACUCUCCCUCUGGCCGCUGGGGUUUCUCCAGCUCUCCAGUGUUGAUCAGAUGGGGCUCUGCCUCUUGUGCCUGGGACUGUGGGGGGCAGAGCUGAGAAGCAGGCACCCAGAUUGCAACUGGGAAGACAAGCUUCAUGCCACAGGCUGAUGCAGGAGGCCCAGCCGCCCAGGCUCCCUGAGUCAGGAAUGGCCAGGGGGCACUGAGCCGUUCUCCAGGCCCUGGUAGGGCAGACAGACGGCUUCUUGCGCAGUUAGAGACAGAAGGGCCAGGAGCCACCCCCUCCCCCGCCCACGUAGCAUAGAAAUUCCUGAGGCCACCGUCACCAAAGCUCAGUUGAAAUGUUUUGUUAUUGUUUCUUUUAUCUAUCUUUUCCUUUUUACUUUAUUGAUUUGAUGAAUCUUAAAAUUGACUAGUUUCAAUAAACCGAGUUAAAAUACAGCCCAA